AUGGGAUCCAUCGUUUUGAAGAGUUUGUCUGUUCUACUGGGCGUUUUCUUUAUAUUUGUUGGCAUAACUAAAUUAACGCCAUUUAUUUCUAAAGAAUUGCAUAAAGAUUUGAGGAAAGAAUAUGUGAAGUACGCCAAAGUGUUUCCAUUAUCGGGGAUGUUGGAUUUCAAAGUUCCAUCAAAGUGGUAUCGGAGGACGGUGGGCGGGCUUGAAAUUUUAUUUGGGCUGGCACUUGCUACUAUACCCAGCCAUAAAGUGAAGAACACAGCAAACAUCGGUCUAGUAUUACUGAUGAUUCUCGCUACGUACUCGCAUCUGAUGGUGGGGGACCCCUUCGACCGCUGCGCGCCGGCGCUCGUUUUCUUCUUUAUGCUAACUGGGAGACUCGUGGUCUGGUACCAGACCAUCCGCCGCGAGGAGCUCGAGAAGGCCGCCGCCAUGCAGAACGGCAACGGGUUGAAGAGAGAC
Molecule: messenger RNA, 468 nt
Organism: Brenthis ino (lesser marbled fritillary)
Lineage: Eukaryota; Metazoa; Arthropoda; Insecta; Lepidoptera; Nymphalidae
Source: the annotation of a GenBank genome assembly